Nothobranchius furzeri (turquoise killifish) is the source of this 3396-nucleotide messenger RNA. RefSeq names its product calpain-1 catalytic subunit. Gene Ontology annotation, cellular component: cytoplasm. Gene Ontology annotation, molecular function: calcium ion binding; calcium-dependent cysteine-type endopeptidase activity. Lineage: Eukaryota; Metazoa; Chordata; Actinopteri; Cyprinodontiformes; Nothobranchiidae. Gene Ontology annotation, biological process: proteolysis. The record is from RefSeq and is a predicted model, not a curated record.
GAACUCCGGUUCGGUCCAUUAGGACCGAGACGAAGCUUUUAGAAGGAUGAGACGAAACACUAAAGCGUCUGCAAGGUGGGGCUGUUCCCCUCCCCCGUGAUGCGACGAAGCCCCGCCCCUCCCCCUAGGAGGAGCCCUGUGCUGCAGUGAAGCAUCCUCAGCAUCAGAACCAGAACCAGAGAACACUUCGGAACCGAGCCGCGGAGCAGCAGAACAUCAGGUUUUGAGUCAGAAUGGUUGUUGGUGUGUCAGAACGGAUCCAGAGGGACCGGGAUCGGGAUGAAGGCCUAGGCUCGGUCCAGCAGGCAGUACAGUACCUGAAUCAGGACUUCCAGUCUCUGAGGGAGGAGUGUCUGCAGAACAGAACCCUGUUCCAAGACCCCAUGUUCCCAGCAGAACCUGCUUCACUGGGCUUCAAGGAACUUGGACCAGGCAGCGCCAAGAUCAGGGGGGUGGAGUGGAAAAGACCAAAGGAUCUGACAGCAACACCUGAGUUUAUUGUGGGUGGGGCCACCAGGACGGACAUCUGUCAGGGAGCUCUAGGGGACUGCUGGCUGCUGGCUGCGAUUGGCUCUCUGACCCUGAACCAAACGCUGCUCCACCGGGUGGUUCCUCAUGGCCAGAACUUUCGGAACCAGUACGCCGGCAUCUUCCACUUCCAGUUCUGGCAGUUUGGGGAAUGGGUGGAUGUGGUGAUCGAUGACCGUCUUCCGGUCAAAGACGGAAAGCUAAUGUUUGUCCACUCAGCAGAGGGGACGGAGUUCUGGAGCGCCCUGCUGGAGAAAGCCUACGCCAAGCUGAAUGGGUCUUAUGAGGCCCUGUCUGGGGGCAGCACCACGGAAGGCUUUGAGGACUUCACGGGGGGUGUGGCUGAGUCGUACGAACUGAAGAAAGCUCCCAGUGAUCUUUAUCGGAUCAUCGGAAAAGCUCUGGAGAGAGGAUCCCUGCUUGGUUGCUCUAUAGACAUCACCAGUGCUUUCGAUAUGGAGGCGGUCACCUUCAAGAAACUGGUAAAAGGCCACGCCUAUUCUGUGACAGGCCUGAGACAGGUGGAGUACCGCCGCCAGCAGGAGCGUCUGAUCCGAAUCAGGAACCCAUGGGGUCAGGUGGAGUGGACUGGAGCAUGGAGUGAUGGAUCCUCAGAGUGGAACACCCUGGAUUCCGCUGAGAAGGACGAGAUGCUGUGCAAGAUGGAGGAUGGAGAGUUCUGGAUGUCGUUUGGGGAGUUUCUGCGCCAGUUCUCACGCUUGGAGAUAUGCAAUCUGACUCCAGACGCUCUCAGCCAGGACACCACCAGCUUCUGGACCACCGCCACGUUUAACGGCAGCUGGAGGAAGGGAAGCACCGCCGGGGGCUGCAGGAACCACCCGAACACCUUCUGGAUCAACCCUCAGUAUAAGAUCUCUCUGCUGGAGGAGGAUGAUGACCCCGAUGAUGACGAAGCUGCCUGCAGCUUCUUGGUGGCGCUGAUGCAGAAGGACCGGCGCAGGUACCGCCGCCAGGGUCAGGACAUGCACACCAUCGGCUUCGCCGUCUAUGAGAUUCCUCAUGAGUUCAAAGGAUCUCAGAGUGUCCACCUGAAGAAAGACUUCUUCCUGCGCCAUUCUUCCUGCGCACGGUCCGAGAACUUCAUCAACCUGCGGGAGGUGAGCGCCAGGCUCCGCCUCCCACCUGGCGAGUACUUGAUUGUCCCAUCCACCUUUGAACCCUCAAAGGAAGCUGACUUUGUCCUGAGGGUGUUCACCGAGAAGCAAUGUGAGACUAAGGACAUGGACGAUGGCGUGGUGUUCAACUUGGAAGAGGAGGAAAUCACCGAGAGUGACAUUGAUGAUUCCUUCAGGUCCAUGUUCGCUCAGCUGUCUGGAGACGACAUGGAGAUCUCAGUCCGAGAGCUCAGAACCAUCCUCAACAGGGUUGUUUCCAAACACCGAGACCUUCAGACUGAUGGGUUCAGCAUGGAGUCCUGCAGGUCCAUGGUCAGCCUCAUGGACAAAGAUGGCAGCGCUCGGCUCGGUCUGCUGGAAUUCCAGAUUAUUUGGAACAAGAUCCGGAAGUGGUUGGCGAUCUUCAGAGAGUUUGAUCUUGAUAGGUCGGGUUGCAUGAACUCCUAUGAGAUGCGUCUGGCCCUGGAAAAUGGAGGAUUCAAACUGAACAACAAGUUGUACCAGAUGCUGAUCGCUCGUUACGCCGACAACGAGAUCAUCGACUUUGACAACUUCACCUGCUGCUUGAUCCGACUGGAGGCCAUGUUCAGGAUCUUCCAGGGUCUGGACCGAGACUGUACUGGAACUGUGGAGAUAAACACUGUUGAGUGGCUCUUUGUGACCAUGUGUGGUUGAAACUCAGAGCGCCUCCUUCAGGAUGGAUUGGGAAACGUCCACAAGCCUCAGAACCAGACUGACGGGUCCACACCUCAGACCUCUGCUGCUGCAGCACCCCGCAGAACCUCCCCAGCAUCAGCGGGUGGAGGCUCGCUCAGUCUGAACAACAUAAACAACCAUAUUUAUCUUAAACUUUAUUAACCUGCAUGAAUCUGAACAACCAGCUCAGUUAGUCCUCUUGGACUCUUUCGGUCCACUCGAGACCAGAACCUUCUCCGUUAACAAUGACAAUCUGGAUCCAUGUCACAGUGCUCUCGUUCCAGAAAUCCAGCCUGGAUCUGGUCAGCUGCUUUCUUGUUAAUAAACAAACAAUUUGGUAAAUAAACUAGGUGUGGUGAAGAGGUGCAGCGUGGUUCUGGAAGGAACUUGGUCCAUUUUAGACUAGCAGGCUCCAGUCCUGGUCUUGAUAGGCUGGACCUUGAUAGUUUGAAGUUGGUUUUGAUGUGAGCAGAAGCAGGAAGUGAAUCUGUGUCCUCAUCAUCAGCAGACAUGUUCAUCUGAUGUCAGAAACAGACUCAGAACUUUACCAGAACCUGGGCCGACCUGAGCCUGAAAUCUGUCCUCAUAUUUGGGUCUGUUCAGGUUGAGUCCAUUAAGGGGUUUGACCCAUUUAAUGCCAGAACCAAACGGUUCUGGAUGCAACAGAACAUGAUGUUCAGAGAGAAGGGUGAUACUGAAUAUAAUGGCUGGUUCUUAUUGGGUUUCAUAGAACGGAACCAUUCAAGACAUGUACAAAAAAAAUCGGAUCCAAUUAAGUAAGACAUUUAAAAACAUCCGAGUUCGUUCCUGAAGCACCCUCUUCAUCUCACUGGUACCGGUUCUGAUCACACACACGAGGACCCAGAGGACUAACAGAACCGUUCUGCUGUGGUUCUAGGUCAACCGCACACAGUACUGCUGACUGUCGUGCAGACAGAACCCUGUCUCUGAGCUACAUCUAUUAUUGCUGUGUGUCUCAGCCUGUCAGUCACCGCUGAGGGUUUAUAUGACCUGAAUAAAGUGCUGCUGAAAUCAA